AUGUUGGAUGCACAAAGAGAAUGGGUCUCUUCCCAAACCGUAAAACCACCCUGGAGAAACAAAGAGCACUGAAUGGAAACUACAAAAACUGCAGUUUAGAAUCUAAGAAGAAGAAGCCUGCUGCUGCUGCUGCUCCUCCUCCUCCUCCUCCUCCUCUGUCCACUGGUCACUCGCUCCAGCCUGCACAGGGAGAGUCCAGCCAAUGUUCAGACUUGUCUGGCUACAAAAGACCCCCAUCCCCCCUGUUGGCCACCCAGCCCCACAGCUUUCUGCCCAGUGACCCCGGCCAGUGGAACAUAGAGGACGUCUAUGAGUUCAUCUCCUCUCUGCCAGGUUGUCUGGAGAUUGCUGAGGAGUUCCGUUCUCAGGAGAUCGAUGGACAGGCCCUGCUGCUGCUGAAGGAAGACCAUCUCAUGGGAACCAUGAACAUCAAACUGGGCCCUGCGCUCAAGAUCUUUGCCCAGAUCAGCACACUUAAAGACACGUAGCCCAUCUCACCCUUCACACACACACACACACACACACACAUACUGCUGUCAAAGGAAGUUUUGCUGUGAUAGACAAACAUGAUGUGCUCAGGAUCCCACAAGGUGUCUUAACUGUGCGUUGAGUUCAGGUACUGGGCCAGAAUUGUUUGCUGGACGUUUUGUCAUGGCCUGUUGAACACGAGGACAUCAGCUGGGACUGUUCCAAUCACCUUUUACACUGGUAACAUGACUCUGGCAGUACUUCAGGAAAACCUCAGCCCAUAGUUUGACAAGAAUGGUUGUUAGGUAGGCUGUGUUGGGAAAAGUGUUUCUUUGAGAACAUGUUGUUUUCAUAAUGUAUUACUGUUCUUUGGGUUCCCGCAGGGGAGGUUGAAGGUUAGCAGUUGAUUUGUUCUAGUAUUUCUCACAGGAGUAUGACUCAAGGUUUUAGAUGUGUGCCCAACAUUCUGGGAAACUAAACUAAAUAGCCACUUGAUUACAAGAUCAGUGUCCUGUGCAUCUUGUGCAGAGCUACAGUCAGUUUAUAUUACCUACAUAUCAAGGCCCUGCACUGCCGUCUCUUUGACCUCUGGACAUAUCAGUCACUUGGGUGCUCCUAAAAUUCAUAAGAGGGAGAAUUUUGAAAAAAUUAAAAUCAAUGGAGGAUAGCAAUAAAGGUAAAAAAAAAAAUAA
This is a messenger RNA of Epinephelus moara (kelp grouper), 1160 nucleotides long. RefSeq names its product polyhomeotic-like protein 2. Bases 21 to 488 code for a protein of 155 amino acids. Gene Ontology annotation, molecular function: protein binding. The record is from RefSeq and is a predicted model, not a curated record. NCBI's taxonomy places the organism in Eukaryota, Metazoa, Chordata, Actinopteri, Perciformes, Serranidae. The transcript is spliced from 3 exons. Gene Ontology annotation, cellular component: PRC1 complex.